CCCGGGCGGAGAGGACAUGGCCGCCGCCGUCAGCGCCGGCAUCCUGGGCCUGGGCCGCGGGCGCAGGAUCCUCCUCCUGCGCCACACGCGGAGAACCUUCGCUUCGCAGACUGAUGGGGAAGCCAGGGUGGUGCAGGUCCUCAAAGAAAAAUUCCCUCGGGCUUCGGCCAUCAAAGUAGUGGAUAUAUCAGGAGGUUGUGGAGCAAUGUAUGAAAUUCAUAUAGAAUCUGAAGAAUUUAAAGAAAAGAGAACUGUCCAGCAACAUCAAAUGGUUAAUCAGGCACUAAGUGAAGAAAUUAAAGCAAUGCAUGGACUACGGAUAUUCACAUCUAUUCCAAAGCACUGAAGAUGAACCAGGCAGCAUUGUUAGAAACCUGUGUGGAGAUAGGACACCUAUGGGCAUGAGACAAAACAGGAAGUUUGUAUUAUGGACUUGUUUAUCUUUAAAUCAGUAUUUAAAGUUGUUAAAACAAAGACAGUAAGUAUUUCAGAAGCUAUUUAAAGAGAGAUCCUAUUUAAUUUUAACUUGUAGAUUGAUUUCUUAUCCUUUCACGAAGUACCUGAUGCCAGAUCUUAGUUGGUUACUUUAUCAAAAAACUAAUCACUGUAAGUCAAGGAUGGAACUGGAAUGCCAUGGUUUGUGGAGCAUGUUGCAGAGGGUAGUAUUGGCUUCCAAAGUAUCUUUCAGUACUAACGUCUAGUGGAAAAGGACCACAGCAGUGAUGAUUCUACAAAAGAGAUCAUGAACCAAAUAAACCAAAAUAAUAAUGUAUGUUUGUGCUAUGUGCUUGACUCAUGUUCUGUUUUAGCUCAGAGGAAAACAGGGCAGUGGGGAAACUGCAGCUUACAAAGAAAUUACUUCAGAGGCUGUAGAGUCCCCUAUUCAAUGUGCCUUCUCAGUCAGUCAUCUUACUUCAAACAUGGCUUUGUAAGAGAAGCUUGCAGGAUAAUCCUGAGUUGUCUGGCACAGCUACUGAAUAUGAAAUUAAGACUGUUUCUUUUUAAAUGAAAGGCUUUGUUACAUUA
Chelonoidis abingdonii (Abingdon island giant tortoise) is the source of this 1026-nucleotide messenger RNA. It is a transcript of the gene BOLA3, whose product is annotated as bolA family member 3. The record is from RefSeq and is a predicted model, not a curated record. Gene Ontology annotation, cellular component: mitochondrial matrix. NCBI's taxonomy places the organism in Eukaryota, Metazoa, Chordata, Testudines, Testudinidae.